GUCGGCUCCAUUGGUGACCCAGAUGGCACCGCGCUCACAUCUCUCCUGCAUCCGUUCUAGAGAUCGAAUUUGCCUGUGUCAUCCAUCUCUUCUCUGUGUAUUUUUACAAAAUAUAAACCCCAACUUAUAUACUAGUUGACGCAGUGUGUGUCCAGAGACAACACAUUUCAAUUGGACAUUUGUGUGUGUGUGCGUUUGACUUUUCUGUCGGAACAAUCAUCGAAACCCCCUACGAUUCCGGCGGGACUACAAAGUUUAUUUUUAGUCCAGUGCGUCUUGUGACAUUGUGUGUCUGUUACAUAUUGCCAAUCUCAAACUGAUUCUAUUUGAAUGGCACCAAGUGAUCCGUUUCAUCCGCUCAUUCUCUGGUUGGUUUGAUUCGACAUAACAUUUAAUUGAGAUUUAAUUAGAGUGGAUUAACAGCAAUCCAGCUUAUUGUUCAGUGGCUGGUGUUGUUAUCGUUUGGUCUGUCGCCAGAUGAUCAGAUUGGUUCAAGCCGGCUGGUCGAUCCUGGCCGGCCUGUUGCUGCUCCAGUCGCUCGACUGUUUAGCGACCGCCCGCCAAGAUGAGCAGCCGGCCACGUCCGGCUCGUCCGGCUCGUCUUUGGCGGCCUUCAAGAGCGCGUCCAUCGAGUACGAGCACUUUUUCAAUCACGGCACGACGGCCAAUCCCAAGAGCGGCCACCACAAGUUCAACAAGGAUCAACUGGGCGGCGGCAAAUUGGAAAACGAAGUCCUCAAGUCCAAAGUGGAGGUCCUGGGCGAGGUGUUGAAGCAGCGCGUCCAGGCCCUGCGUCACGUGCCCGGCCAGAAAGUCGAAUUGGUUUUCCUGGUCGACUCGUCCGCCUCGGUAGGAGCCGAGAAUUUCUUCAACGAAUUGAAAUUCGUCAAGAAACUCCUGGCCGAUUUCACCGUGUCGGCCGACGCGGCCCGCGUGGCCGUCGUCACCUUCUCAUCCAAGAACCGCGUCGUCCGUCACAUUGACCACGUCAGUCGGCUGGGACUGACCGGCCACCGGGAGCUCUCGGCCGACGGUGGUGGCGAUCCUAGACACAAGUGUCGUCUGCUGGAACAGGAGCUGCCGGCCAUCGGCUACACGGGCGGAGGAACGUACACGUUAGGAGCUCUGCUGGAGGCCCAGUCGGUGCUGGAAGAGGCCCGGUCCGAGGCGGUCAAGGCCGUUUUCCUCAUCACCGACGGCUAUUCCAACGGCGGCGAUCCUCGGCCGGCCGCCAAGCGGCUGCGUGAGCAAGGCGUCCGCAUUUUCACCUUCGGCAUCCGCAACGGCAACGUCAAGGAGCUGUACGACAUGGCCUCGGAGCCGGCCCAGGAGCACUCGUACAUUGUCGACAGCUUUGAGGAGUUUGAAGCGCUGGCCAGACGGGCCCUGCACGAGGACCUGCAGACGGGCUCCUACCUGCCGCAGGGCAACCGAUCCGCCUGCGACCGGCUGUGCAGGGACCAGUCGGAAUGUUGCCAUCCGUCGGCCGAGUGCACCUGCGGCACCCACACCGGACACUACGCCUGCCUCUGCCCGCCCGGACACUACGGCACCGGACUCAAAGACGAUUGUCACCCGUGUCCAGGUGGUACGUACCGAAGUGACGGAGGUCCAGGUGACUUGCGCUCCUGCCGCCAAUGUCCGGAUGAGAAUCACAUCUCGCCGGCGGGCAGCACGUCGGAAUCCCAGUGCCAAUGCCCGCGCGGCUACGUGCCGUCAGAGGAGGACGGCGGCCGGACGUGCCAACUGCUGGCCUGCCCCAAACUGGACCCGCCGGCCAACGGCUACUUUGUCAAGCAGUCGUGCAACAGCGUUUUCAACGGAGCCUGCGGCAUCCGCUGCAACGGCGGCUACAAGCUGAUCGGAUCCAGCAUCCGCCUCUGCCAGGAGAACGGGACCUGGUCCGGCGAGGAGGCCGCCUGUCAGAUGCGCAGCUGCGGCUCGGUCCCGCCACCCAAGAACGGCAGGAUCGAGUGCACCUCCGACAGUUACGUCAUCGACAGCGAGUGCACCUUCAGCUGUGACGUCGGUUUCACCCUAGUCGGCUCACGCAAAAGAGUUUGCCUGCCCAUCGGCUACUGGGAUGGCCUGCCGGCCUUUUGCAAACCGGUCUUUUGCAACCCGCUGCCGAAGGUGAUGAACGGGACGUGGGGGCCGUCCAAAUGCCCGCAGGCCAAGAUCCGUUACGGCGAGCACUGCAAUGCCACCUGCGCCACUGGGUUCGAGCUGCGCGGGCCGGCAGUCCGUCGCUGCUCCGAACUGGGCGCCUGGACCGAAGAAGAAGUUAAAACUCGGUGCGUCGAUGUGACCCCGCCGGAAAUCACCUGCCCGGCUGACGUGACGCUGGAUGCGGAAGCGGGCGAAAAUUUCGCCAGCUACUCGUGGGAUCAUCCGGUGGUGUCGGACAAUUCCGGCGCUGUGCCGGACGUCAUCAGCGUGCCGGCCGUGACGGAACAGCCGAUGCGCUUCCGGAUCGGCAACGCCACGGUGGCCUACAAAGCGCUGGAUCGGCGAGGCAACCAGGCCGAGUGCAGUUUCCAGGUGACGGUGCUGGACGGGCAGCCGCCGACGGUCGACCAAUGCGAGUCACCGCCCACUUUUCUGCUCCGCGACCGGAACGCCAGCGUCGUCUGGGACGAGCCGGUGUUCAGCGACAAUUCCGGACGGCCGACGACGGUCCAGCGCUCCCACGAUCCGGGCCGUUUCCCACUGGGCGAAACGGAAGUCGUUUACACGGCCACCGACGAGUCCGGCAACAGCAAAACGUGCACGAUCGUCAUCCGCGUCCAGGAGCACGCCUGCCAUCUGCCCAUCGAUCCGAUCCACGGCCAGGCCAACUGCUCCCAGCAGCCGGACGCCGUUUACUGUUCGCUGACGUGUCACGACGGUUACGCCUUCGCCAUGCCACCACCUCGUAAUUAUUUUUGCGCCUACGACGGCCAGUGGCUGCCGGCCGACAGUCCGCUGCCUUUUCCCGACUGUUCCGUCACCACCCACUCGGAUGCGCUCAUCCAGGACGGCCUGUUGCGUCUCACCAACGUUGGCCAAGGCUCAGAAGAGGAGAAAAUCUGCCAGGAUCCGUUCCUGAUGAGCCAAAUGGAGGGCCAUUUUAAGCGACGGCUGGCCGCCCGUCUGAACGAAAUCUGCGGCGACAACAUGAUCUGCCAGGUGGACGACCUCCAGGCCGAGUGCCGACAGGUGGUGGCCGAAUCGGACGACGACCCGUCGAUGCUGGACGAGGACGGCCAGAAUUCGGUAGACUGGGAAGAGACCAACGAAAUUACCCGGUCCAGACGGAGCGUCACAGCUGGAAGGUAUCAACGUCAUUCGGUUGAUUGGUCUAAAAUAAUCCGGCGGAUGAAACGGAAUGGCAGAAGCAAUUCGACAAAGAGCAACGCGGACAAAAGCAAAAAGAACAGCGGCCUGACAUUGGAGCUGCGAUUCAAAGUUUUAAGUCGAUUCCCUAAGAAAUCCAACGGGACGGAUGAGAUUUCGACGACGACGACAUCGAGGACGACGUCGCCGACGUUCAGUCGAUUGACGCCGGAGGUGAUGCUGAACGAAUUGAAUCAACUGCGGGCGUUGCUGACCGAAUCGGCUCUGUCGGGAGAGUUCAACGUCAAUUACACGGCCGGUCAGCUGUUGAACGUCUUCGACGUCCAAUUCCAGGGCGACGUCGAGCGUCCAAAGUUCAGCUGCCCGGCGGGCAGCGUGCCCAUCAAGGCCAACGACAAUAAUAAUAAUAAUAAUAAUAAUUCGACGACUAGCAAUCACGAUUUCGCCCGCUGCGUCUACUGCCCGAUCGGCACCUUCUUCAACGUCGUCAACGAAGUCUGCGAGUCCUGCUCGCAAGGAUCCUACCAGCCGGAAGAGGGCCAGCUCUCCUGUUUGGUCUGCCCGCACAACACGUCCACCAAAGUCGUCAACGCCAAACGUUCCGACGAUUGCCAAGCUCAAUGUUUGGCUGGAAGUUACUCUCCAACCGGACUGGAACCGUGCAGCACUUGCCCGCAAGGAACGUACCAGACCGAGUACUCGCAGCGGAACUGCCUUCCUUGCCCGUCGGGUUCGACCACAUGGCGCCGAGGCGCCCGUCGUCUGGACGACUGCAAGUCCGUCUGUCCACGAGGACUCGUUUCCGAGACGGGAUUGGCCCCCUGUUUCUCCUGUCCGGUCGGAUUCUACCAGCCGCUCAACGGUCAGAGAUUCUGCAUCCGCUGCCCGCGGCGGUCGCCUUACACAGCCGGAAUCGGAGCCGUCAACCGGAUGGAAUGUCUGAGAACUCGACCGAUAACAGACGACAAUUACGUCAACGGAACGGACGAGUUUCCCGAGCCGGAAGCGACGGAAGAAUUCGAAGAAAUGACUUUGCUGGAAGUCAACGAAUGUUUUUCACUGCCCUGUCAGAAUGGCGGCCAAUGCCGGACGCUGGACUUUGGAUACGUCUGCGAUUGCCCGGCCGGCUACACGGGCAUGCAGUGCCAGACGGACGUGGACGAUUGCGCCUCUCUGCCGUGUCUGAACGGCGCCACAUGCGUCGACGCCGUCAACAGUUACCAGUGCCUCUGCCCAGCCGGUUUCAGCGGCGCCCAGUGCCAGACGGACAUUGACGAGUGCCUGAGCGGGCCCUGUCACCAAGGCGCCACUUGCCUGGAUAAAAUCUUGGGCUACGUUUGCGUCUGCCCGCCCGGCAUGGCCGGCUCUCGCUGCGAACUCGAAGUCGACGAGUGUCUGAGUGGUCCGUGCCAAAACGGCGGCACCUGCUAUGAUCGCGUGGCCAAUUACACGUGCGUCUGCCAGCCGGGCUGGGCCGGCAAACUCUGCGAGCAGGCCGUCGACGAGUGUCUGAGUCAGCCGUGCCUUAACGGCGCCACUUGCGAAGAUUUGAUCGGCAAUUUCAUUUGCCACUGUCCGCUGGGCUACGACGGCCCGCUCUGCCAGACCGACGUUGACGAAUGCCUGCCGGAACCGUGCGCAUCCGGAAGCACCUGCGUCAACCGACUGGGAUCCUUCGCUUGUUUGUGCCCGCCUGGAGUGGUCGGAUCGACUUGCGACACGGCCGUCAAUUCCGAUUUCAGUUUAGAAUUCACCAGCGCCGGCAAACUGGACUACGCCGUCUGGGAGGGCGGACUGCGGACGGACGCCAGGCCGCUCAGACAGAUGACCAUGUGCGCCUGGAUCAAGACGACGGACCAGCAGAACUACGGCACCGUCUUCUCUUACGCCACCGACGACGAAGCCAAUUCGCUGACCCUGACGGACUAUUCCGGCUUCGUUCUCUACGUCAACGGCGCCAAAGUGGUGACGGACGUGACGGCCAACGACGGGCGUUGGCACCUGAUUUGCGCCACGUGGAAUUCACCGGACGGACAGUGGCGCAUCUACUCGGACGGAGAGCUCAAAGACAAGGGAUUCGGAUUGGCCAGCAACUCGUCGAUCCAUCCCAACGGAACCGUCAUCCUCGGCCAGGAGCAGGACGUCCGCGCCGGAGGGUUCAGCAAUGCCGAAUCCUUCGUCGGCCAGCUGUACGGAGUCGAACUGUGGGAUUCGGUCCUGGACGACCAACAAAUCGCCGGCCUGACCCUCUCCUGCCACCAGCCGGACAGCGUGUCCAGCAGCCAAUAUCGUGGCAACCUCAUCACCUGGGCCGAUUUCAAGCACGGACUGCGCGGCGGAAUUCGAGUGGAGGAGUCGAUUUUUUGCCGCGGAUGCUCCGAUCCAAUUCCGCCGCAACACGGCGGAGUCAAAGUCGAAGGCAACGAGGCCGUUUACGAAUGCGAGCUGGGCUACCUCCUCUCAACUCCGUCGCCUCGUCGACCUUGUCUCGUCUACGGCGGAUGGUCCGGUCCCGAUCCGGAAUGCCAACGGGUCAGUUGCGGAUUUCCCGGAUACAUUCUCAACGGAUUGGUGAACGGAACCAAUUUCGUCUACGGCAACACCGUCUCCUACAAUUGCACGAGAGGCUUCCGCCUGUCCGGCGACGGAUUACGCACUUGCGAGGAAAACGGCCAAUGGAGCGGCUAUCCGCCCGAAUGCGUUCCGGUCACUUGUGAGCCACCCAUUCCGCCCGUCAACGGCUCCCAGAUUGAGCCGCCCGUGUCGCAGGAAUUCUACGCCGUCGGCGACCGGAUAACUUUUCAGUGUUCGACCGGCUUCCGGCUGGACGGACCGUAUUCCUUGGCCUGCCAAGACGAAGGGCAAUGGGACGACGUUCUUCCGGUUUGCCAGCCUUUGGCUUGCACACGCCCACCUUACGUCGAGCACGGCAUCGUCACCAACGGAGUGGCCGAAAUCCUUCCGGAAGAUCUGCCCCACUUUCUUGUGCCCGGCUCCAUCUUGACGUUCACUUGUCUCUUUGGUUACCAGCUGGAAUCUUCGGCCGAGGUCCAGUGCAGUCACGAAGGAUUCUGGAUCGGCCAGAUUCCCAAAUGCGUGCCCAUCCAGUGUGGAACGCCUCCGGAAAUUGACCACGCCACCGUCCAGCUCUCUCGCCCGGAUAACGACCGAGUCGGAUCAGUGGCCUCUUACGUCUGCCAGUCGGGAUUCGAGCAUUUCGGUCCGGCCGAGCUGGAAUGCACGGAGAGUGGCACUUGGCUGGAUCGCAACAAACAAGCCACCCUGCCCGUCUGCAUGCCCGUCGACUGCGGCUCGCCGCCGACCGUCGACAACGGCGGAGUCUAUGCGGAAGAGCAGACUUUCGGAAGCAAAGCCCCGGUGACGUGUUAUUCCGGCUUCAAACUGAUGGGCGCCAGCAGCUGGAUCGAAUGCGGAGCCGAUAAUCGAUGGGGUGUCGCCCCUCAGUGUUUGCCCGUCGCUUGCGCCGAAGCCCCGCUCGUUCGCAACGGGACCCAAUCGGCCGCCGAACCGUUCGUCGCCGGAGAGGAGCUGAGUUUCGCCUGCCAGGAUGGAUUCCGCAGCACGUCAUCCGACCUCCUAGUUUGCCUGGAAGAUGGCUCCUGGUCGGGCAACAUUCCCGAAUGCUUGCCGGAAGAGUGUCCUCCGCCGGAUGCGAUCGACAAUGGCGCCUGGCUCUACACGUCAGCUGUUGACGGUGAAAUGGUCAACGCCCAAACCGUUUUCUACACGGGUGCUGAAGUGGUUUACUCGUGUAACGAGGGCUUCCUGCUGGACGGUGGAACACGACGAAGAUGUGCUGGAACAGUCGGCUGGAUGCCGCAAGGUUUACCUAAAUGCCGGACCCUGGCAUCGAUUUCCGGAAUCACGUGUCCGGCAUUGGACAAUCCGGAUCACGGGACAAUUGUUGUCGAAGGUUUCGAAACGGGCCAACUGGCAACCUACGAAUGCGACACGGGCUUCCAGGCCGGCGCCACUUCGGGGCCGGCAACUUUGGUCUGCAAUUCGGACGGGACUUGGAGCGUUAGCGACGCGGAAUCCAAUUCCAACGAGCCGUUCCGGUGCCAGGAAGUCGUUUGCAGCGAGCCGGAAACUCCCGCCAACGGGUCCGUCACUUUCACGUCCAGCAAUUUCGGAUCAAAGGCGCUCUUCCGCUGCGACCAAGGAUUCGUGCUGAGCGGAUCGCAGCAGAGGACGUGCGGAAGUGAAGGCGAAUGGAUCGGCGGAGCCAAGCCCAAAUGCGUUCCUCGAACGUGUUCCAUGCCGGACAUCAUCGAGCACGGAUACAUCGGAUUCGAAGUGGGCGGAUCGGCCACCAGUCUGGGCACCGGAUCCGUCAUUCUCUAUGACUGCGAGGAAGGAUACAAAUUAGUCGGAGCGCGGGAACGAUCCUGUUUGCCAUCCGGCGAUUGGACGGACCAAGAGCCGUCGUGCCAUCAGAUAUUUUGCGAGCGUUUGCCCAGCACGAUGGAGCACGGGACUGUCACGGGGGCCGAGGAGAACAUUUACGGUUCAGUCGUUCAAUUCGUUUGCCAUCCCGGAUACGAACUAGACGGCCCGGAACGUUUGUCCUGCGAAGAUGACGAAAAUUGGAGCGGAAUAAUGCCCACCUGUCGCCCGGUGGAGUGUCCAAAUCCGGGCCUGGUUGCCAACAUAGUCGUUUCACUCAAGCAGGCGGAUGUUCGAUUAGAUCCGGAAGUCUACCACUACGGCGACGUUUUGGUUUACACCUGCCGAAGAGGUUACGGAAUUGUCAAAUCCGACAACGAUUCCGGCGUCGUGGAGAGGCGCUGCUUGGCCGACGGCUCUUGGUCUUCCAAACCGCCCGUCUGUUCCAGAGUCUCCUGCCCGCCGGCCGUCAUCCCCCAGAAUGGAUACACAUCUCGUCCCGUUCAGAAUGAAGUGGCCAGCGUCAACGAAACGGAGGAAGCGGCCAUUGUCGGUCAAAUCAUCCACUACGGAUGCAAAAAAGGCUACCAGCUGAGCGACGACAGCCCCAAGGUGGCCAAAUGUCUGGAGACGGGCAAAUGGAAUGUCUCGCAACCGCCCACGUGUCAGCUGAUUCGGUGCCCUCAACCGCCCGUCGUCAAGAACGGCAAACUGGACGGAAACGGGAAAAAGGAAUAUUCAUAUUUGGAUUCCGUCAAAUACGAAUGCGAUUUCGGAUUCCGCAUGACGGGCGAAGACCAAGUGGCGUGCACUUUUUCGGGAGAUUGGGAAGAUCAGAUACCGACGUGCGUCCGAGCCAUUUGUCUGUCUGUCGACAUACUGGAAGACGGAAUCAUCACGCCCGUCUAUCCGCCGUCGGAAGGACAGAAAGCCGGCCGCCAACAGCGCCCAAUGGCAUUGAAAUUCUCCUGUCAAGACGGAUACGAUUUGGUGGGCAGCGCGUUGACCGAAUGCACGUCGACGGGCGAGUGGAAUCAUCCGUUUCCGGCUUGUGUUCCAUGGCCGUGCGAGUCUCCGCCGAUCCCACCGAAUAGUCAAAUCCAAUCGACAGUCAUUCGACCGGAUAUCAUCACGGCGAUAGUCCGUUGCGAUCCCGGCUUUCGAUUACUCGGAUCCAAUUUGACUUGCGGUCCGGCCGGCAUUUGGAAAGGAAAAGCGGAAUGUGAAGCUCAGCUGUGUCCUCUUCCGAAACAACUGUCAACUGGGAAAGCAGUCAUCGGCGAUUUCAAAUUCACGCAACCGUUGAAGAGUUCGUACGGGUUUGGCGAGACGAUCCAGUUCAGUUGCCGGCUGGGCUAUGUGCUGGAAGACCCACAAAUGUCUGCGCUAACCUGCGCCGAUGAUGGGCAAUGGGACGAGCAGAAGAUUCCAGUUUGUCAACCCAUUCGCUGCCCAGAUGUCCAGGUGCCAAAACAUGGAACUGUCAGCGGAACGAGCUCAAUUCUGGACAGCCGGAUUACUUUCAGCUGCCAGGAAGGAUAUCAACUGAAUGGGGAGGAGCAAAUCACUUGCAGGCCGGACGGCACUUGGUCCCAUCCAGCAAUGCCCGUCUGUGUGACUCGUUCGUGCGGAGAUCCUCCGAAUAUCGAUAAUGGAUUUGCCGUCGUCCGCGGCACAGGAGUCGGUGAUACAAUUUCCUACUCCUGUCAGACCGGACAUCGCCUUUCUGGAGUCGAAUCUAGAACAUGUUUGAGUAACGGUCGGUGGUCAGGAGAAGAUCCUGCCUGUGAUCCGGUCGUUUGUGCAGUACCGGAAGCCCCGGAACAUGGAUCCUGGACAGUAGGUGGUUUCGUUCCGGGCUCUACCAUUCGUUUCGAAUGCAAACCGGGUUUUACUCUGGUCGGUUCGGCCACUGUAACGUGUCUGACGGAUAAAUCCUGGAGCGAUCGCCCACCGAGUUGCCAGCAGAUUACUUGUCCACCUUUGAGAGAUCCGGAACACGGAACUGUUCAGUUGACCAAUUGGAUUUCGGACAAUCAAGAGCUCAAUAAUGACAUCAAUCAACAGCUGGCCGUGGGUUAUCAUUCUACGGCUCACUACACGUGCAAUCGUGGAUAUCAACUAUUUGGCCCGGGUCAACGGACUUGUACGGACCAAGGAACAUGGAGCGAUCGAGGACCACAAUGUCAAAGUAUUUCAUAUUUUGAUUAUAAAAUCGACCCUAAUUUUCGCAAUGGUCUGCCGCAAUCAAAUGUGAAACCAUUAGCAGAAGAAGAGAAAUCUCCGAUGCGCGUUUCGCAUUCCUUAACGGUCGCCAGUGCUAAUAUUUUCUUACUGAUGAAGAAAGAAAGUGCCCUAAUGUUACGAGUUGAUUCCUUGGCUGCCGAUCAUCAACCGGAUAAGACUGUCGUCUCUAUCGAAGGACUUAAAGGCCUCUUUAUAGUUCCAGGAGCUCCAUUUAGUUGCGCAAAAUCUUUUGAAAUCAAGAAAGGAAACCUUGAAUUUGCACGACUGCAAUUAUCGUUGCGUAAGUCGACCAAGUCUGGGACUAUUGACGUUGAUCAAUUGGGCCUUAACUGGGAUACUCGCCUGCACAUGGCCGUUCUACAAGUGAUUGAAGAAUGGAAAACUUUCCGGAACCGUUUUAACCAAUCCAAACCUGUCAAAAUACCAACUGUCAAAGAUUCUGAACAGGAAACCAAACAAAGCUGGACCGUAUCCCUCAAACACAAAACAACCAUCUGCGCAGUACUUUCGCCCACCCAUACUAUUCAAUUUCAAGCUGAUGAUUCACGAGCAAUGGUCAACGGUCAUCCAAGAACUAGUUUCGAGUUGAAUUUGCCACGCUGCGCAUUACUUUUUGACGGACAUUCCAUCAUUGAAGCUGAAGGAUUAAAUUGGAAGCUAGCUGAUAACGAUCUUGAUCUCAAACAGGAAAGAAUCAGUUUCGAUUGCGAGGCUGCCACAAACAAAUGUGGGCUGGUCAGCAUUGCCCAUUUGCGCGUUUGCUUCCCCUACCGUUACCAGUUUUCCGAAGCCUGCCAACAGGAGAUGGUGAGCGUCUUCAAGUGGCUAAAAUCACUGCACAAAAAGCCUCGGCUUCCUGGACAAACAGAACCACUUUAUCGUGACGUUCAUCUGUCAGUUGCACUAUUUUCUAUGGUGCUCUGCGACGACCCAUUUGAAGUCAAGCUCCGUGAUAACUACGAAUUGCGCGAAGAUGAAUUUCGUGAGAGUCUCAAACGUAAGCGUAUGUUGGACGCUAAAAUUGAAGAACUCCGAAGAACGCACCCACUUCUGACGCAAGGUAAAAUUGAUGAGCUGUAUGCAAAUCUGGGAGGCCGAAAUGUUGAGAUAUUUGUUCAGCGAGCGCAACGCAUGUACGAGGCGAGGCCUAUGAGAACGGCUCUGUUCCGAUGGGAAAUGGAGCAAGUUGAUGUGAUGGCUUUAGCCGAUCCAUCUUUCCACGGUUACGCCAAUGUCGUCCGCAAUAUCCAGGAGAUGGAUCCUGACAGCCCGUGGCCUGAUGAAGAAAUAGAUUUUAUUACGCUGUGGUGUCGUGCAGUCCGCGCAACAUGUCAUCGAUGGCGAUUUUUACUUCGAGAUUUCCCGCAACCGCUUCUCGACAUUCACGAAUUGCUGCUCUUUGGUCGACUAGCCGGAGCUGAACAACAGUCUUCCUGGCGAGCUCGGCGGACCUGUACUGUUUCUGUAGCGGCCCCCUGGAGUGAUGUACAGAUCGAACGUGGGAUGAACCAACUGAAAUUUUACCAUGAUUUUUCUUGUGACGCUGAGAGCUGGCGUCUGGCCUACGGUGCUUGUUGGGAGCCCGUAAUAGCCCAAUGCAAUCUAGCAUGGGAUUUCGUUUCACCUCCUUCAAAGGAUCCUAGUCCAGCCUUGCCUUUUUGGGAUAAAAUUCGUCUACUCCUCCACGGUCGAGUUACGUUGUCUGUUCAACAAUUAACUCUACUACUCCACACAUCACUUGAUCCUUACAAUACCACUGAAGAGAUGGAGUUAACUUGGACCGAUUUGGCAAUGGAUUGGACUAAUGCCAAUUUUAUCCUAAAAGGUGAAUUCAACGUCUAUGUCCGAACGGCUUCCAAAUACGAUGAUUGUCGUCUUUUGCAUUUACCUCGAUUGAAGCUGACCAUCGGGUUGACCUGGCAUUGUUUGGCCGAUCCCAACGAACAUCUCGCUGUACAACCCUGCGCUCCCGAUCGAAUUCCAGAAUACUCGAGCAAUCAGGAGCACGAUUCCUAUCGUGCUUUUAGAUCGCAAAGUGUGACAAUGGCCGUUUCUUUAGAAACUAAAGCUAGUGGUAGUAGUUCAAUUAGUAGUAGCGCAGCAGAAGUGCAUGCCCUUGUUUACGGUUCCACUUUACGAUGGUUCGAGAACCUGAAGUUCAUCCUUUCGGGUGUUUCAAGACCGACACGACGGGGGUCGUUGUUUAAUAACACCAAACCGCGUAAAGGUCAGCUUUCACGACAUUAUAAGGCAGUUCGUUUGGCUUUGAGCCUUCAUCGCUUCCAUAUCUACUAUUGGAUGUCCGCAUCAAUGCAACGUGGGUUCGAGCUUAUUUGUGGACGUUUAACACUUAGUUCCGAACAUGCUUUGCGCCUAGUCGCCCUGGAAGACGGACUCAAGCACCGUCCGAGAGCUGACUGGUCUAUUGUCUUUCUAAACUGUGAACUCAAUGAAGCAGAAGUUUGGCUUCAAAGUGCCCUUGGGUCUGAUAGUGAUGAUAACGCCGAGCUUAACGUGUCCUUACGUCAACCGGUGGAAAAAUUUUACUUUUUGAGUGUCCAACGAGUCUCUUACGGACGCGAAGCGGUCCUGACACCGCCUUUUGUAGCUCCUGGAACAGCUUCCAUUGUACCGACACAUCGGUUGGUGGUCCAAGAUUUAAGAGCCGCGUGGACCAAGAGUAACCGUCAAGUGGCUUUUGCGUUGUACGAUUCUUGGGUCAAAGCUCAAGUUCUUAAGAAAAAUCUUUCAUCCGAGGUGAUGAAACUCCUCAGAAUGCCCGAAUCCAGCGUUUCCCCCAUGAAACCACGAUCUUCCGCUCGUAUUUCUGCAGAAGGGGCCCAACCGACACCUAGUGCUUCGAGCACCAAUUCCGCAGCGACCCCAACUGCACCUUCAACACCUGUAGCAGAUUCUAUGCUGCAGCAACUCUUGGCCGACCAUCGCAACGUUGUAUUUAGUGAAGACCUUAGUUCUACUGGCAGCCGACCAGCUGUUACCGGAACUAGUACUAGUGAAGGCCAGGAAGGAGUCCACCUAAACUGGCUAAUUGAGCUGGUUAAUAGUCAGGUGUUGUUGAAAGGAUGCGAAACCAAAGGAUACAUCAUAUUGGCAGCUGCUCAUGCCAAAAUUCUGCAAAGGCUUCAUCCUCCCGUGUGGCGUGAUAGGAGCUUAGUCUCCAAAACUUCAUGGAACUGUUCGCUUGACGGGAUGCAGUACUUUGCAACCAUCAGUGCGGGAGAACAAGAUGCCCUUGACGAGAAUAUUCUUUGGCUCAGUACGGAUCAUAUUGGCAGCGCCGCUAGAGCAGAAAGUCAAGUGUUAUCUUCACUUGAUUGUCUGCCUGACAUGGUCGGAAGCGGACAAAGCGUAGGAGGCGUCAUCUCUGAAACGGUUGGCGGAUGUGACUCUUCUGCCCUUCAACUGCAAAGGAUCGUUUCCCGUUGUAAUUGCGAGAUUUUGUUUGUCAGCUACGGACAGAACACGCUGGAUCUCGAUCUUGAUCAUGAUCUAGAAGGACUCAUGGACAUUCCCCCUCCACCAAACGACGAUGUGAUGGAUUUGUGGGCACAGCGGGAGCAACCUGUCGAUUCAUUUACUCUGACGCAUCACGAUUUGAAUAUCUGCACCAACUCACUCCAAUAUGAGAUGCUACUGGACGUCAUUAAUAACUUAUUGCUGCAUGUCGAACCCCAUCGAAAAGAGGCCAGUGAACGAUUGCAGCGACUGCGCUUUCAGUUGCAGUUGUCCAGCACUGAGGAUCAAAGACGACCCGUUCAACAAAUUCAAAAUCAACUACGUUCCUUGAUCUCUCAGCUAAGACGCCUGGAGAAAGAUACUUUCAUGCUCCAGCGAGCCUUAGCAGAAGAUCCCUCAAAUGCUCAGUUUAUAGCCGAAUUCGACUCGUUGGAACGCAAAGUAUAUGAAUGUAAAGAGCAAUUGAAUGCGGCAAACGAAGAACUUGCGAUGAUGGUAUCUUGUCUGAAAGAGGCUCAGUUAACAGCCCAUCAACGCCUCCAAGCCGCUCGACAAGGCAGUAAUGUCACCACAGUUCGGACAAGUCAAAUUAACUUCAAACACGCUCAAUGGCGACUCACAGAAGCCGACGGCCAACUUGGAAUUGCAGACGUCGUGCUCACUAAUUUUCUGUAUAACAAAUUGUCGAAAAGUGAUGAUGCCUGUGAGCAUUCGCUGGAAAUCGGCUACGUCAGCUUAGCUAAUCUUCUUCCCAACCAAAUCUACAAACAAGUUAUCGUUCCAACUGAGUUGAACCGCAAUAUGCCAGUGGAUCGACAGGUGGCUGUCCGUAUGUUUUCCAGAGAUAAAGCUCCCGUGGGAGGUAUUUGUAUCAAAGAGAUUUUUGAAGUGAAUGUCGUUCCUUUCACAUUCGCUAUGACGUACCAGUUUUUCAAAACGAUGAUGCGCUUCUGCUUCCCCGAAAAGGAUCCUGAAACUUUGGACGGUGAGGGUGAGCAUUCAGAAUCAUCCGUGGCGCGCAAAGGAGGAGGCAAGCAUUUCAGCAAUGUUAACAAGACUAAACGAGGCAAAGAGUCGAGUUUCUACGUUCCAAUUGAAGAUGAUGUGGAGAAAAUGAAGGAACGAGCCGAGAAGAAUAAAUUGUUCAUCUACAUCAAAAUUCCCGAAGUCCCGGUCAAAGUUUCUUAUAAAGGAGGUAAAGAGAAGAACAUCGAAGACGUACACGAAUUCUUCUUGGUUGUUCCAACUCUCGAGUACCACAACGUCACUUGGACCUGGCUGGAUUUAUUUCUGGCCAUGAAAAAUGAUUCUAAGCGCGUUCUUCUCUCACAGGCAAUAAAACAAAAACUUCAAAUUCGACCGCGUUCCCAUGUCGAGGAGGGUGGAACACCACAGGAAGAAGACAAAGCGCGUCUACUUUUGGGUGGACUGUCAAUGCCCGGUGAUGCACGUUCGAGUAAGAGAGGCGGAUUCUGGAAACCAUCGAAAUGAUGCAACGUUUUAUUGGUUCGUGUUCACUUUCUUUUUUAUUUUGAAUUAUUGGAAAUGCCAGCACUUAAGUUAUUGGGGUAAUGGGGAAUUAAUCAGCUUACUGAAAAAUAAAGUGAAAUUUGACCCACA
Daphnia pulicaria is the source of this 15087-nucleotide messenger RNA. Its product is annotated as sushi, von Willebrand factor type A, EGF and pentraxin domain-containing protein 1-like. The record is from RefSeq and is a predicted model, not a curated record. Lineage: Eukaryota; Metazoa; Arthropoda; Branchiopoda; Diplostraca; Daphniidae. The transcript is spliced from 28 exons. The coding region runs from base 478 to 14958 and encodes 4826 amino acids. Gene Ontology annotation, molecular function: calcium ion binding.